Messenger RNA from Puma concolor (puma), 1500 nucleotides. NCBI's taxonomy places the organism in Eukaryota, Metazoa, Chordata, Mammalia, Carnivora, Felidae. The record is from RefSeq and is a predicted model, not a curated record.
AUGGGACUUGUAGUUGCACGGGGCUCGGUCCGAGGGGCUGCGGGGCUGCGUAGGCUCAGCUUCAGACACUACAUUUCCCAGCAGGCCCCGGGCCGGGCACGCCCCCGGGCGCGGCACCGCGAGCUUCCGCGCUCAGGGCUGAGCGCAUUGUUCUCCGCUCGCGGAUUCACGCGCAGCUGUUGGUUGGGUUCUCAGUGCGGGGUCACCUGUGUUGUUGCAUUCCCGUCCCCCACGGUUACGUGGCGUCGCUUUCUGCUAGGUAGGGCGGCCUCUGUACGCCCUUUGAUCCCAGAUCAUUGCAGUAUUUGGCUCCGAGAUGCGAGACUUUUCCUUGACUCCGGGGUUCGUGCGCUGCGCUGUUGCCUCACUGUCCCAGAGCUUGAGAGACCUGGGGGGCGAGGGAUGAGACCACUGACUCUACCGGACCUCCAGGUUCUGGUCGUUAAAAAUCUCCCCAGCGGCCCCAUGUUCUUGACUCCUCCUCGUACCCUGCAUUUCCAGCAGUUUUGCUGCUGGAGCACCAUAGCAACUUUCUCUGCCCUUCAGGGAGUCACAGCCAUGGCCCCUUUAACAAACUGUGGAUCUCAGUCCUGCGGGGAGAAAAGGAAGACUUCUUGGGCACUGUGUCUCAGCCCAGAGGACAGGAUGCUCCUUAAGGUUAGAAAGAGGCUUCUGGAACAGCGGGAAGAAACCAUAACGAUAGAUCGGGUUUGCAGGCAAGAAACCUUUGCUUACGAGAUGGAGUCACAUGCCAUAGGAAAAAAGCCUGAAAACCCAGCAGACAUGGUUGAAGAAGGGGAGCUUAUCCUAUCUGUGAAUAUCUUGUACCCCGUUAUAUUUCAUAAGCACAAAGAACACAAACCAUACCAGACGAUGCUGGUAUUGGGCAGUCAAAAGCUCACGGAACUGAGGGAUUCAAUUUGUUGUGUCAGUGACCUCCAGAUUGGUGGCGAAUUCAGCAACACUCCUGAUCAAGCUCCAGAGCACAUAAGCAAAGACCUGUACAAAUCAGCCUUCUUUUAUUUUGAAGGAACAUUUUAUAAUGAUAAGAGAUACCCUGAGUGCAGAGAUUUGAGCAGAACUAUCAUUGAGUGGUCAGAGUCCCAUGAUAGAGGCUAUGGAAAAUUUCAGACCGCUAAAAUGGAAGAUUUUACCUUCAAUGACUUGUAUAUUAAACUGGGUUUUCCUUACUUAUAUUGUCACCAGGGAGACUGUGAGCAUGUUGUCGUCAUCACUGACAUAAGGCUUGUGCAUCGUGAUGACUGCUUGGAUAGGACCCUUUAUCCCCUUCUUAUCAAGAAGCAUUGGUUAUGGACCAGAAAAUGUUUUGUUUGUAAAAUGUACACAGCCAGAUGGGUGACGAACAAUGACAGUUUUGCACCAGAGGACCCAUGUUUCUUUUGUGAUGUUUGCUUUCGGAUGCUCCACUAUGAUUCAGAAGGCAACAAACUGGGAGAAUUCCUUGCUUAUCCUUAUGUUGAUCCUGGAACCUUUAAUUAA